AGGGGAGGGAGCUACACAUUUCAGUUGAAUUCCUCUUGCGAGAAGGAAAGCGAGGAGUCCACCGGACCAGGAAAAUAAGAGGAACUAAGAGCACGGAAGGGAAUCCUUCAUCACAACUGCCAGAUUGGCUUCCAGGAAAGGGAAGAUAAAUCUUAAAAAAACAAAACAAGUUUAGCUGGUAGAAGUUUGGGAAUCCAGAGUUUCUUUCUGCAACUCUGUAUACUUUCCAUCUGUGAUACUUUCCAGGGAAUGGUUCCGUUCACAUCUGAUACGAUUUUUCUUGUUUGGUUUAUCAGAAUGGCUUUCCUGAUUACUGAAAUGCUCUACCUUUGAGAAAGGAUCAAACAUUCCUUGCUGGAAACCAGGAAAACUUUUCUCCCUUGUAAACUGAUGGAAUGGACUUUAUCUGAACCUUUAUUUGUGACCAUCUCUUUCGAAAGGAUACAUACUGACAAGGGAGAAUUAAAAAUCUGUGAAAAGAAAUCUCGCCCGUGUUCGCUUCUUUGACGGACUUUUCGCGGCAAGAAAAGGGACCAUGGAGAAUUUGUCGCUGCUGUUAUAUUUUCUGUCUUUGCUGAUUUUAUUUCAGGUGUAUGGGAACCAUACAUGGCCACACGAACAUCCAGGGUUUGAUGUUCUAGCCCAAGCAUCACACUACUGGCCUCUGGGCAGGGUGGAAGGAAUCCAUGAGUUGCGGGACACGAAUGGAGCUCUAAGAGUCCACAACUUCACUGUGCUUCCUCCUUCCAAUAACUCUACUUUUGUAUAUACCAAUGACUCUGCCUACUCUAACUUCUCUGCAACUGUAGACAUAGUAGAAGGCAUGGUAAACAGGGGAGUUUGUAUCCCAGAUUCAACUGGAGGAAUGAGGUUUCUCCUCUUCGGAAGCGACCAAAAUUCUUGCAUUAUUAAUCCAGAACUUUGUGAACCUGAAGGUGUAACAUUCUCUUUUUUCUGGAAGACAAAGGCUCAGAAAGCCAAUUCUCCCCCAGCAUAUGGUGAUCAGGUGCUUUCCAAUGGGUUCAAGAUCUCCUUCAGUGAAGGAAAAGGAUCUGUGGAACUGUAUAACCAUCAGCAUUCGUGGAAGUGGGAGGCAAGUUUCAUCCCAUCAGGUCCCUACUGGACUCAUGUUCUCUUUACCUGGAAAUCUCAGGAUGGUUUGAAAGUGUACGUCAAUGGAACUUUACACACCACAGAUCCUAGCGGGAAAAUUUCCUACAGCUAUGCAGACUCAAAUUCAAAUAUGUUGACGGGAUCAGAGGGUGACCAGACCAGGCGUUAUGCUAAUGGGUUUUUUGAUGAAUUUAUCAUAUGGGAAAGAGUGCUCACACCUAAGGAAGUUGAACAGUAUUUUACAGCCGCUGUAGCUCCAUGGGGCCAGCCAAUGACAGAAACACCUCCAAUGCUGUCCAGGAAUGCCUACCAAACCAUCAUAAUGAACCUCACAGAGGAGAGAGGAAACUUCCACACUCCCGGUGCCAUGAUGGCCUACUUGGAAAACAUUUCCCUCACGUUACCCAAUGAAUCACUCUCAGCAGAGACCGCAUUUAAUCUUACUGAGGCUUUCUUCCAAAUGGUGUAUGCUGUGCUUUCUUUACCCAGCUGGGCUGAUAACACGGAGGUGGCACCUAUUGCUGGGUCUUUGGUGGAAACAGUUGAUAGCAUGAUGUCACACAUGGCCCGCAAUCUGGCAGAAAGCGUAGCUUUUCAAGGAAACUCGUCAGUUGCAGAUUAUUCUUUCAUCAAGAAGCCGCUUCAGCUUCUGAACGUGUCUCACUACCGCUUCCCGUUGCGAGGGCAGAGUUAUAUUUCAAUCCCCGGUGAAGCUUUUCAAGUCCAAGCUUGGAUUACCAUCGUGGGUCUUCUCUACCACACUAUGCACCAGUAUUUCCGCAGUAUCAGACCUAUGGAAACCAGGAUCCCAGAAGCUGCUUCCUGCAAACACUGCAUGAUUUCAGCAGCCAGCUACGUCAUUUCCCUGAAAGUGGACCCUCCACCGACUCUGUCCCGAAACCUGUCAGGUUCCCCUCUUAUCACCAUCCAUUUGACUCACAAACUGACGGCUCUCCAGUACAGCCGAGUGGUGAACAAAAGCAACGAAGUGAAACUCUAUUGCGCUUUUUUAGAUUAUAGCAACGGGAGCGGCGUCUGGUCGAACGAAGGCUGUGUGCGUGAAGACGGCAACCUCAGCUAUUCCAUCUGUUUGUGCAACCAUCUCACCAACUUUGCCAUUUUGAUGCAGGUUGUCCCACUAAAGCUGGCUGCGGGCCACAUUGAGACCUCAACAUCACCCAUUGCUUACAUCGGCUGCUCUGUGUAUCUUUGCUUGACCGUCACCCUGGUCACGUUUGCUAUUCUGUCCCUGCACAGCACCAUCCGCAAUCCGCAAAGCUACUACACCAUCCAUGCUAACCUGUCAUUCACCAUCUUGGUGGCUCAGAUCUUGCUGCUUAUCAGUUUUACCAAAGCCUUUAAGUCCUGAACAGUUCCUUGCAAAAUCAUGGCGAUUCUCCUCCACUUCUUCUUCCUGAGUGCUUUUGCCUGGAUGCUGGUGGAAGGUUUUCACCUGUACAGUAUGGUAAUCAAAGUGUUUGGAUCAGAAGAAAGCAAGCAUUUCUACUACUACGGAAUUGGGUGGGGCUGCCCGCUGCUGAUUUGUGUUGUCUCGGUGAUCUCAGCCAAAGAAAGCUAUGGAAAAAACAGCAACUGCUGGCUUUCCCUGGACGACGGCGCAAUCUGGGCUUUUGUGGCUCCAGCUCUGCUUGUAAUACUGGUCAACAUCGGCAUCCUUGUCGCAGUCACGAGAGUCAUCUCACGAAUCAGCUCCGACAACUACAAGGUGCAUGGAGAUGCCAACGCAUUCAAGUUGACAACCAAAGCAGUGGCCGUCUUGCUGCCUAUUCUGGGGAGCUCGUGGAUCUUUGGCGUUCUGGCUGUCAAUGACCACGCGUUGGUGUUCCAGUACAUGUUUGCAAUAUUCAAUUCCUUGCAAGGAUUCUUCAUCUUCCUAUUUCACUGCCUUCUGAACUCAGAGGUGAGAGCUGCCUUCAAGCACAAAACCAAAGUGUGGUCCCUCACCAGCAGUUCCAUGCGCAAUAUCCAUGUGAAACCUUUCAACUCUGAUAUCAUAACUGGGAACAGGCCAGGAACCAACCCUACAAAACUGAAUACUUGGGACAAGAGCAGCAAUUCAGCUAACAAAAUCGAUCUCUCGGCAGUCUGAUGUCAGACCCAACCGGCCCUCCUAUCCAUUAGCCAAGUUGUAUCUUCAGGACCUUUGCCGUGGUGCCUGCCCGCCCAGGAUUUGCUCUUAAUACGUGCCAGUAGUGACCUCUACUGAAAUCAUCACCCACUCAAUUGGAAGGGGGAAAACCCCCACACACCAUGUUGCCAUACACUGAGCGACAUUCCAGCUUUUGUGAAUGUCUUUACCUGCCCUGGUCACCGAACAAAUACGGAAUAGCGAGCAGCGAUAUACACUGGACUGUCUUGUAACUAAGGCAGAGAUGAGAGGAGGGGAAAUGGAUACUGCUGCCUUGGUAACAGGCCUGAGAAAAGUUAGUGGCACCUCAGGAAAGAAGAUUGCAAUGUGCUUUGCUUUCUGCUUUGCAAAGAGCCAGUGUUUGCUACAGCGUUAUUAAAAUCGGGACGCUCUUGUCCAGAUCGACAUCCGCUAUUGACAUUAAAUAACGAGUAAUCCAAUUAUCUGGGCUCAGCUUAUCCCAGAAACAUCCAGCCAACAAACGUUUUAUUUUAAUACUGUAUGAAAGCCAGCGGCUGAAGGGAACUGAAAUCUAAGCCAUACUUUCUUGCUGUACGUUGGCCUGGGGACUAACAAAGAUGGCAUAUAUUGUGCAUGUGUAGCCUGCACAUCUGUUCAGUUUUUAUUAUGCCAUUUCCAAAGGCUGUUGGCAAUGCUGUGGCCAUCCGCAAUGGAGUUCCACCAGAGGGGCUUUUUGCGUUGACUGAAAUACCCUUUGGUACGAGCACCAACAACUGUCUUGUCAGGUGGAUUUUGCGGACUGAAUUAACCUGCAGUUUUGGGAAACCGUAAUGGGACCGGCGCUGUGAUUUAUCUCUCUGCUUUUAUGAGCAGAGGGGAACAUUGAAUGCCAAACCAAAACAUACCAAGGAAAAAAAAACGCUACACUCAAAUACCAGCCACCCAUUAAAAUAAAAACUCCUCCGCGCAACUAAACCACCGCAAGAAAAAUAUACUGUGAACUAGGCAGCCAGACUGCAGCUGAUUGUGUUAUUAUCCACAGAUGUCAUUUUUUAUUUUCUUUCCCCCCCCCCCCCCCCCGCCCAGUAAACAGCUCUUUCAUCUUUCCAACAGAGCAAUGGUGGAGGAGAAAGCUGCACCUGUUGCUGUUCUACAAACAUUUUUACUUCUUUAUGGGUUUUAUUGCUGGGGAUCGCCAAGCACUUUUCAAGCUUCUACUGGCUGCCUUCAGGGCUAGAACCUUGUUUUGUUUUGUUUUCCUAAUGCUGAGACUUCUUUUGCUGAAUGGAAACCAUUUUAAGUUGGAGAAUUCCUUUGAUUUGUCAAUUCUGAUGAUCAGAGGCUCUGGUCAGGGGCACUGCUUCUCGUGCACUUCUCAUUUCAGGCUUCAUUCGGCUGCUGUCAUGUUGAGGGAAUUUGCACUAGAGGGAUCUGUAAGCUCGACCUAUCUCUGGAGCAAGCGCAUCUUCCUGGCUCAUAUUCCCUUUUAGACAAUGGAAUGGGUGGCAGUGCAAAGCGUUAAUGUCUCUGUUGGCUAGUGCUUUGUAUGGUGUCCAGACCUUCCCAGUCUCAGAAGGUUUAUUGGUAUGUCAGAUAUGCUGGCUGAUUCUGAUAGCUAGAUUUGAGUCCAGAAGUUCUUUUGAGUCCAACAGGAUUUUCAAGGGAUAACCUUUUGAGAAUCAAAGCUCCCAGGCAGCCCUACCCAAAUGGUUGGGGGCCCAAAUGCUGCGCCACACCUGCCCUGCCCUACCCUGCCAUUCCCAGGAGGGCUUUCCAGCAGCAUAAGGAACCAAAAAGGCAACCAACCCCCCACCACCGGAAAAUCCUCAAUACUGCUCCCAUGGACUUAUGCCACUGAGAAGGUAGAGUAAGUCCAGGAAACGAGUGUCAGUGUUUCUGGUGGCAAAGCAUGGGUGGAAGCCAACAUCAACUCCACCCCAGCCAUGCCUCCAGGAUACCCAUGUGCUACCGGCAUAGGCAGCGGGGGCACAGGAGCAUUUAAGUGGCGUGCACUGCCCUGGCCGUUUUGACAGCCCACAGUGGCUGCCUGCUAGUGGAGCCACCCCUCUGCCUGAGCAAAGGCCCCGGGGAGGGCAAAUCCGCUGGUGUCUACCCGCGGCGCCUCCUGUGACAGAUUAACCUCCCUCCCUUGGUCAGAUGCAAGUUGGAAUGGAGACAGGGAGUCCUUAUAUCCUAGUCUGAGAUUCUGCAGAGAUCCCCAUUCCAUCCACCUUGUAUCUGAUGAAGGGAGCUUUGACUGUUGAAACCUCAUGCCCUGAAUCUUGUUGGUCUCUAAGGUGCUACUGGACACAAAUCUGGCUAUUCUACUGGGGACCAAUAUGGCUACCCUCUGAGUUUGAUAGGUUAGUGAUUUCCAGAAUGUUUUCUGGGGAAUACUGGAGUGCUUUCAAAGCUCAUCAAGGGUUCCUCAAGGAGAAACGUUUCUGGAUGAAGUUCCCUAAGAAGCCCACUGUUCACCUCUCUACCAAGCAUCUCCUAUAAUAGAUGAACAUCUGGCAAACCAGAGUAGAGUAGAUAAUGACCAAGGCAAUGGUCCUCAAGACAGUGGUUCUCAACCUUUCCAGAGUUGGUAGCUUUGGGGCCCGCAGGAUUACAUAACAGGAUAGGGGGAGCCAGAGUUAUGACCCUUCUGAUGCCAAGGUCAGGACCAUGGACAGCGGACCAAAAAUGCUGGGGACAGAAAAUACAAGCCCAGUGCCCAAAGAAAAAGCUAAGGGUCAGAGCCAUAGAGAAAUCCUCAGCACCAUAGAGCAACUCUCCCCACUACCUAGCUGUUCUUCUCAGCAUUCAUACAAAGAGAAGGCAAGGUAUAACACUCUUGCUGUCUACUUCAUAUAUCCUUCUGAUUCACAACAGCAGCCACACUAUGAGGGCUCACAGCCAAGUAGGAGGGACUCUGUAACACACCUGAGUCCACUAGUCUAAGAUAGCAAGAGGAGGAUGCCUUCAGAAUUUAUAGAUAGCAGCAAGUACCAGGAGGAUAUACUUUCCUUCCUGGCCUCUUCAGAUUGCAGUCUCCAGUCAGUUCCCAAUGGCUCCUCAGUCGCUGGAUUUCACUCCUCUCAAAGGGUUAAAUAUUUCUCUUUUUAAAAAUGUCAAGGUGUAACCCACAUUACACAGGGAGGUAUUGAAACUACAUCAACAAAGUCAAUGAAUCAUGAACGUUUCUUUCGUUCCUACUUUGCAACAUGUCAUAGAUUUAUUACACUGGGACUGACCUUUUAUUAGCUGUACGUACAGUGAACUAUUGCGCAAAUGGCAUUUCCCCCCUGUUGAGCAAUGUCAGAGAACAUAGAAAACUGCCUCAGACCAAGUCAUACCAUUGGUCUCCUUAACUUAUUGGUCCAUUCCAGGGUCUGAGGUAGAGAAGUGUCUUAGCAACAUCUUCUCCUUGACAUCUUUGAACUGGAGAUGCCAUUUCCAUUUCCAUUUUCAGAUUCUAUUUUUUUUAAGGCUCAUAGACCAACAAGUCAUGAGCAAAAGGAACUGGAGAACCCAGGGACAGAACUCAAGACCUUUUUCUUGCAAGGAGUGUCCACUGUCUUUGCCCCUUCCUCCAUGGCUCUUGCUCAUACAUGCGCGACUCCUUGAUAGCCUGAGUCCAGAGGCUCAAGCCAACUGGCCCCCUUAUUCUUGGAGGGGCCAGGAUUAAUUCCAUUUCAGUUUUCUUCCCGGCUUUACAGCCUCAAAGAUGCUUACAGUGCAAUCCUAAGCAAAAUUACACCCACCGAAGUCUUGAAAGCUGUCAGAAGCUUUAUAACCAAGAUAAUACGAUAUAUUGCAACUGCAAAUCAUGAAAAUCACAACAGUAGCAACCCUCAAACAGAACAUUUACCAGCUGCCAGAUAAUCCACGAUAGCCUUUCCCUGCAAAAUACUUUUCAUAACCAAGGAAGGCACAAGAAGAAGAGGGCAUUCACAAGGCAGGGUAAAUGCUUCCAGGUCAGGUUCUCAUCUUUGCCCAGGCAACUAUCCAGCUUGCGCCUGGCUCCCAUCCUAAGUCUGUCCUGGUUCCUGCUUAAACUUGGCUUUGACACCAGAUAGUGUAUAACAGUUUGGGACGAGCCCAUGUGAAUCCUGAGCAAAUGGAACCAUUCCCCCUACCCCGGCAGUUGUCACAUCACCCAGAUAGCUUGCCAACUGGAUUGCUUCCACAUUAUCCAGCAGAAUAAGUGAACAUGUGCUCAUCUUCCCUGUGCUGUCUUCUCUCAUUAACAGAGAAACUAUUUAGGUCAGCCGUAGUGGGCCACUGUAAUAAAGGCUGAUCCCCCAAGAGCUUCCCCCACAAUACCGGGUCCCCUUCCACCCCCUGUGUGUGUUAAGUGCCAUUAAGUCAGAGCUACCCUAUGAAUCAACAUCCUCCAAAAUGUCCUAUUGUCAACAGCCUCGCUCAAGUCGUGAAAACUCAGGCUGUUUCCGCACGAAUGCAGAAGCGGCCGGGUCGGCGUUUCCGACGCCGACACGACGAUGCUGGGA
Messenger RNA from Sphaerodactylus townsendi, 7719 nucleotides. RefSeq names its product adhesion G protein-coupled receptor D1 (gene ADGRD1). The record is from RefSeq and is a predicted model, not a curated record. Gene Ontology annotation, biological process: adenylate cyclase-activating G protein-coupled receptor signaling pathway; cell surface receptor signaling pathway. Lineage: Eukaryota; Metazoa; Chordata; Lepidosauria; Squamata; Sphaerodactylidae. Gene Ontology annotation, cellular component: membrane. Gene Ontology annotation, molecular function: G protein-coupled receptor activity.